AUGUCCAAGACUGGAGAAACGAAUAUUAAAGGAAAAAGAAAAGGAAGGAAAGUAACAUUAGUCAAGAGAAUUGCUCCCAAGCGUCCAGCAGAUGUUGUAGUGAGAUCUACUAAGAAAAUUGUUCAAGAAACUGUUCAAGUAGCUGUAGUUCAACAACCAGAGGGAGACAGUGCUGAACAAGAUCCAAUGAAGACGGUUCCUGUUGAAGACAUAGCGGAGGACGAAGAAAGGAUAAUAACUGAAAUUUCUGCUGAACGGUUAAGCAAAGACAAAGCGCAAAAAGAACCGCACACAGUUCAAGUUCCAGUGGAAGCGCCAGGCAAAAACAAAGUGCAAAAAGGACAGGAGCCACAGCAAGUUUCCGCUGAAGAACCAAGCAAAGACAAAGCGCAAAAAGAACCAGGCAAUGAGCCCUCCAUAGCCUCAGAAGACCGAAGCAAAGAAGCACCCAAAGCUUUGGAAGUAGAAGACCCACCACUAAAGAAAGAAGAUGAAAAGAAGGAAAAGACAGGGGCCCAAGAACGAGAAGUGAAAAAGGAGGAAAAGAAAGGGAAGACUCGAGAACGGAAAGAGAGCAAUGAAAACCGCAAGAGAAAGAGAGGGAAGAGAAAAGAAUUCGAUGGCAAUGAAGCGUACAAGACAUACGUGUUCAGGAUACUAAAGCAGGUUCAUCCAGGGAUGGCGAUUUCCUCCAAGGCAAUGUCAGUGAUUAACAGCCUGAUGAAUGACAUGUUCGAGAGGAUUGCAGAUGAGGCGACCAAGCUGUCCAAGUGCAACGAAAGAAGGGCACUGUCUCCAAGGGAGAUUCAGGGGGCGGUGAGAUUAGUUUUGCCUGGAGAGCUCGGAAAACAUGCUGUGCCAGAAGGCAGUAAAGCUGUCACUAACUACGCAUCCUACAAUGGGAAACGGCCCAAGUUGAAUUAACUAUUGCUGGUUUUUUUACUUUGUUGUAAUGCAAUUAACAGCAUAACCACUCUUCUAGGAUGCUGCUAGAUUUUAGGUUUGAUGUUCCUUGUUGGCCCCUCUGCAUUUUGUUUUUGUACCAUAAUGGAAAGGGGGUUGUAAUUGUCAGCAUGUGGCCAGUUUGGUUGGGUUCCUACGAAGCCUUCAGUUUGUUGUUUUGCUGUCUGGUACAUGUUCCUUGCGAGUGGACAUGUUUUCUACUGCUGCUUCUACGCUACUUUUCAGUCUUGUCCUCUUGUUCCUGUGCUGGUUUGCUUGGUGAGAUUACUUGA
Molecule: messenger RNA, 1235 nt
Organism: Theobroma umbraticum
Lineage: Eukaryota; Viridiplantae; Streptophyta; Magnoliopsida; Malvales; Malvaceae
Source: RefSeq, a predicted model, not a curated record